Messenger RNA from Oncorhynchus mykiss (rainbow trout), 2115 nucleotides. RefSeq names its product dynein axonemal assembly factor 19. The record is from RefSeq and is a predicted model, not a curated record. Gene Ontology annotation, biological process: epithelial cilium movement involved in extracellular fluid movement; inner dynein arm assembly; determination of left/right symmetry. Lineage: Eukaryota; Metazoa; Chordata; Actinopteri; Salmoniformes; Salmonidae. Gene Ontology annotation, cellular component: outer dynein arm.
CCUCUCUCUACCCGGUGUCUUAUUUCGCCGCUAUACAACUCUGUAUGCGGUGUUUGUUGACGAAGUUGAUGAAGUUUUUGGAACAGAUUCUCGUUGGAACGUUCCACAAAUUAUACCAACCCAUUCUGUAAAAAAAAAUUGUUACAUCUCCCUAUUGUAAAAAUAUAAAAAAUACACUGUACAAAAUGAUUUAUUCACAGAAUUGUUAAAGCUACUGUAGCGUAAUAGCUACAGCUAAAGUUAACUAGCUAACUAACUAGUAGACCUGGUAUGUCGCGCAACAAGUUCCCUCUGCCGCCUUUUUUUUUUACCAAUGUUUAGUGACUAGUUUCAAUAUACUUUACUUUCGUAACUCACCAAAGUAAAGUUGUUGCUAUAUUGCAGACAAACCUUUCUCUGAAUGCCUCAACUGUAUAUGAAGGUAUGCAUAGUAGACGACUAGCUCUGGUCCGUGCGCAUGCGUUGGAUGUACUCGCAGCGUGCUCUUAUUUAAUGUGAAGAAAUUACAACUUUCUGAAAACACCCCAAGCUAUUCCUGAGAUACUUCCUUAGUAAAAACUAUUUUAAUUUCAAACUCACAAAAAUUGUAAUUACACACACAACUUCGUUUUACCAUAAAAUGUGGUAAUUGUGAUUGGCAGCCAAUUUGAAGAACCAGUAAGAGAAAGUUAGCAAAUUCACACGCCGAAACACGUGAUAUCAUUGAAAAGGCCUGAAACUCUCAAAUGUGCAACAGGACUUUACAAUUAUUAUUUUUUUAAGUAUGACGUCAAUGAUACGGGCCAAGAAAUGAUGUUCAUUGGUGUGGACAAAAAUGAGUUGCUGGGUCUCAGUAAAUGAUGUCUCAUAUCGUGGGGAACUUUUAUUUUGAAGUUGUGUUACACAUGGGCUUUUAAUUAAACACGGCUCGUGCAAUCCAGUAUCCUUGGAAGGUCCCUACCUUAAAACACAGAUAUAACAAACAUAUUUGCUAUCUUUGCUAAAACCCUAACCUUAAACCCAAAUCCUUACCUCAUUUUCAAAUGCAAUGGUGUUGGGACGUGCCAACCAGCCUAAAUAGUACCUUCCUUACCCAAGUUGUCAUGGUGACGACGUGUGUUUGAGGAAGGGGACACGGACUUGCAUCAGGCUACAGCACAAACAACAUACCAACAACAACGUCCAGAUAUUAAGAUUGUUCAUCAAAAUAAUACUAGCUAGCUAACCUAAAGCUCAGGAUGGAUGACUCUCCUGAGGUUUUAAACUUCUCAGCGCUGGAGCGGGAGUUGCAGUCUGCUGUUGAAGCAGACAAGAAAUAUCAAAGAGAAAAUGAUGCAAAGUUUCGUGCUCUACACCAGAAGGUCGGAACGUAUGAGGAGUUUAGGGACAUAGUCCUGGCAUCCAACCUGAAACCACUGGACAGGAAGGAUAAAGCUGGAACUCCUCGCAAACAGCCAUGGAAUGCUCUCGCCUCCACUGACAAAGGGCAGAACCAGACUAGCUGUGAUGAAAUAGGCCUAAAGCCUCAGUUGUCCGAGUUCCAGCCCAGGACAGCAUCAGAGUUCAGCCGGGACUGGCGCAGGUUCGGCAGUGAAAACCCAGAGGAUAAAUACAGUCUCCUGCUCUCCCUAGGUGGAGAAGGCAUUCGGAACAUCUUCAGGGCUGAGGUGGGGUUCGGACUACUAGGGGAAUUUCUUGUGUUCCUUUCCAGUGGUCUCCAGCCUGGGGAUGAGGCCAUGGUGAUAGGGAUCCUGGAGGGGCUGUCCAAGACCCCCAGGUUUGGCCUCAAUGUGUGCCUCCUGAGCCGGGCUGAGAGAGAGGCAUGUGGAGAUCUGUUUCAGAACCUGAGGAAAGCAUCAGCAGCGGGGAAUAGCAGUGUCAAAGGAUCCAAAGGGGAUGUCAUUGUCCAUGGAAGUAAUGUGGAAGAGAUUAAAGAGACACAAGAUGCUGAGCCAGAGACUCUGUUACCAGGACAGACCAGCGAGGCUGCCGGAAGAAGCAGUGAUACUGAAACUUUAAAUGGUAUAAUGCAGUUGUAUGGGGUUCAAACGGUCUCUCCUCCUCAGUAAGAAACAUUACACAAACCCAUAUUGGACUUAUUGUUUUCAGAAAUAACAAUGACUGUUACUAUACAUU